UCUCUUUUAGGGAUGCAGCAUUACCUGAAAGAAAACAGAAGGAUACUGUUGAUUAUCUUAUUAACUAUUCAUGAUAUACAGGCGCAGGACCCCUGUUUAGAUGGAAACCACGGCACUCCAUCUUCCUUGGAGAAGCGAAGCCCUCUGUACGUUAUGGAUUCAUCGCCGAUCUGUGACCGGUAUAUCCUAGAGGGUUGGUACGGGGCGAGGGGAUACAAUAUGUCUACAUCUCCUCCUGCUCUUACAUAUUGUGGCACACUGUAUCCAGUCUGGUUAAAUGAUCAGCCACCCAGUGAAGGACAAACUGGAUUGCUAUCUGCCUGUCAGGUUGGAUUUAGCGCUAACUGUGACAGAAGUUACAACAUUGAAGUGAAGAACUGUGGGGAGUUCCUCGUCUACAAAUUAAAGCCAGUGGAUUUAUGUAAUUCUGCAUAUUGUUUUGAAACGCCAACGGUUAUAACAUCUUCGGUUGCAAUCACAACUUUUAAUGCAGCAGCAAGUGAAACUUCACCGGAAGUAACAUUCAGUACUCACAACAUAGCAUCUACCAGAGUUUCUACAACUGCGUCAAGUAAAGAUAUAUCAUAUCCACCGAAUAACCCCUCUACUGAGACAAGUAAAGAUGAAACAUAUCCACCGACUAACCCCUCUACUGAGACAAGCAUAGAUGUAACAUAUCCACCGACUAACCCCUCUACUGCCUCAAGUAUAGAUGUAUCAUAUCCACCAACUAACCCCUCUACUGAGACAAGUAUAGAUGUAACAUAUCCACCGACUAACCCCUCUACUGCUUCAAGUAUAGAUGUAUCAUAUCCACUAACUAACCCCUCUACUAAGACAAGUAUAGAUGUAACAUAUCCACCGACUAACCCCUCUACUGAGUCAAUUAUAGAUGUAACAUAUCCACCGACUAACCCCUCUACUGUGACAAGUAAAGAUGUUACUUAUAUACCAACUAAAUCUACUACCGAGCAAAGUAAAGGUAUAAUAUUUUAA
This is a messenger RNA of Saccostrea cuccullata (small rock oyster), 996 nucleotides long. RefSeq names its product mucin-2-like. The coding region runs from base 13 to 996 and encodes 327 amino acids. Lineage: Eukaryota; Metazoa; Mollusca; Bivalvia; Ostreida; Ostreidae. The transcript is spliced from 4 exons. The record is from RefSeq and is a predicted model, not a curated record.